Molecule: messenger RNA, 1887 nt
Organism: Penicillium chermesinum
Lineage: Eukaryota; Fungi; Ascomycota; Eurotiomycetes; Eurotiales; Aspergillaceae
Exons: 3
Coding region: 1-1887 (628 amino acids)
Source: RefSeq, a predicted model, not a curated record
AUGUCAACUCUUGCUCAGGGUCCCGUUGAGGCCCGCUCAUUGUCAUCGGUUACUGCCAUCGCCUCGAAUCCGCCUGCCUAUCCCCGCAACCCGACACACGAGAAGCUUGACCAGCUCAUACUAUACAUUGUGCGAGUGCCAGGGAGCCAAGAUCUAUUUCUCUCCCCAUUGAAACCCCCGACAAAAUCUAGCGUCUCUGCGGAGGCCAUCAAUGCUUCUCUCUACUACCUCCACGUCGCGACACCCGAGGACGACGAGCUACUAGAACAGCUCGAGCUGGAACGCAAGCAGGAUGCCGAAAGACGGAGGGAGGAGCUCGAAGCGACCGGUACGAAUGAUCCUGCGCAGCGAGGGUUUGCGAGGAUGAAUACCAUUCGUCGGAAGCCUGUCAAGGUAACGGAAAAUGGGCAAGAAUCUGCUCCUGCGCCAGAACAAGAGGACACCCCGCCAAACCCUCCGUCUUUGCCGCCGCGCCCGGUUUCAAUGCCUCAACAGUUUGCCGAAAAUACCCCGAUAUACGAUCUCUCCGGCCCCAAUGCGCCGCCUACAGGCCCAGAAAAUGUUCCAGUAGAGAUUGCGGGAGGCUCCGGAGCUCACAGCCCUAUCGCCAGGCGGCCCCUGCCGCCUGUGCCUCCUAACGAAGAAGCAUGGGGGGACCAUUCAAACCAUAACGAACCUACGCCGAGCACAUGGAAGCAUAACGACGGGUCGGCAACGCCGGGCCGGUUUAACCCCCCCCUGCCUCCUCGCCCUUCACAAGACCGCGUACCUUCGCCAAGACGAAACCAUGACCAUUCGCCUGUGCGGAAGCGAAGCCCGCCAGACCCCGCAAGUCGGCCAGGGUUUCGCAUCACCUUCAUUCGGCGAGAUCCUACAUCUGGUAUGCAGUGGAAUGUUGCGACGAUUUCCACUGCAAAUCCAACCGAACCAGUGGAUCUGGAAAUCGCCACGCCUGGGUACAACCGCUUUGUUGGAUCUAAUGAUGCAAUGUCACUUGCUAGUCUUGCUGCAAAUCUACCCCCGGGCUUGAUACACACUGCUGGAUCUUCCAUCCCUCCGGCGGCCCAGGCAGCACCAGCAGAGCAACCAGCAGAGCAGACCACCGGCCCACGCAAGUUCCACAGACAGCUCCGCGUCUCCAAGCCCUCUGAUGACCACUCCUCUGGGCAAUCGGAGCUCAAGAGCGGCUACUACGUCUUCAAUUCUCCCUGGAAUGGGACCUGUACCUUCUCCAGCAGCGUGAACGGCCGCAGUCUCAAAUGCAAGCAUCUGAUCCCUGGGCCGAGCGGCGUGCCCACCCACAGCGAUGGCGAACAAACCAAUCCCGCAGUGACGGUAGCAGAAAUUCGUUUCAACAUGCCCUCGCAAGCUGCGAACCUUCACCACCACGCAACGAGACACACAAACCACCUUUCAUCCCAUUUUCCAACCUUCCAUCCUCAAUCGAACCGCGACCUUGAAUCCAUGAGCCCAACAUCCAAGCGAGCGUCCCUCUCUCAAUUCCUGAACCCGAAUAAUUACACUCGUCCCCGUGCCCACUCGAACUCGAACCAGCCUACUGCCCAUACGCCUGAUCCUCAUCGGGGUAACAUCAACCCUACGCAACUCUUCCGCCAAACAUCUCUACGUGCGAGCCAAUUUGCCGCUCAAAAGGCUCAGUCCGGCCAUGCGCAUUUCCACCGACGGCGUAGUCCUAGUAAUAGCAGUGGUCAAGACUCUGAUGAGGAUCGGCUUGAUUUCUCCUUGGCCCGGGAACUGGCGGGAGGUGGUAUGCGUGGCAAGAGUGCCAAGCUGGGGAAGUUGAUUAUCGAGGAUGAGGGCAUCAAGAUGUUGGACCUGCUUGUUGCGGCUUGUAUGGCUGUUUGGUGGCGGGGGUAUCACCACUGA